Molecule: messenger RNA, 4700 nt
Organism: Sus scrofa (pig)
Lineage: Eukaryota; Metazoa; Chordata; Mammalia; Artiodactyla; Suidae
Gene: RBBP8NL
Product: RBBP8 N-terminal like
Source: RefSeq, a predicted model, not a curated record
CCGUUCUGCCACUUUCAGGGAUGGCAGAACCCGUUGGGCAGCUUCGAGCAGUCUCUGCCUCCUUUCUGCUCCUGGCCCCGGGAAUUGAAAACCAGUCUAGCGGGUUUGGCCAAAAUUAUGUCUUGUUCCCAAGCAAGUUCAGCGCCGGCUUCUAUCUCGCAGGCGGGAGGCUCCAAAUCGGAACCGAGGGGAGGGCCACGGACGUCGAUGCGGCCGAGGGGCCGGGCUGGAACCCGAGGGGCGGUCGAGGCCGGGGGCCUGUCCCUGCACCUGGAGCACAGAGGGGCCUGGGCCAGGGCUGUGGGGAGCCAUGGAGAGCUUCGUGGAGUCACUCAACAGGCUGAAAGACAUCCACGAGAACGAGGUCAUGGGCCUGCAGAACAAGCUUCUGGAACUGAACUCAGAGAGGUGCCGGGACGCCCAGAGGGUGGAGGAGCUGUGUGCCAAGAACCAUCAGCUCCGGGAGCAGCAGAAGGCUCUGAAGGAGAACCUGCGUGCGCUGGAGAACAGGCUGCGGGCUGGCCUGUGUGACCGCUGCAUGGUCACCCAGGAGCUGGCCAGGAAGAAGCAGCAGGAGUUCGAGAGCGCCCUCCUCCAGAACCUGCAGCACGUCUUCCUCCUCACCAAUGAGCUGACCCGGCUGCAGGAGGAGAACGACACUUUGAAAGAGGAGGUGAAGCGGCUUCGGGGUCCAGGGCCCAAGCCCCCGCUCAGGGAGGGCUCCUCGGACCCCCCAUCACCCCGGCUGCCCCCCUCCCUGGGCGCCCAGAAGGCCAUCACGGAGAAGCCGCUGGGAGGCCACGAGGAGAGAGAGGACGACCACCCAGAAAGGCCGGUGGGGUACAGGACGUCUCCCGUGGCCAAAAUCUCCCCGGGGGCCAACCUGCCCGAGCCCCGGGCCCCGGACAUGAGCCCCCAACACAUCUCCAACCAGCUGCAUGGGACCAUCGCCGUGUUGCGGCCGGGGUCCCGGGCCUGCUCCGCCAACCGAGGCUCGGCCAAUGGAACGCCCCCGCUGCCGCCCCCCAGGAGCAGCCCACCCAGCCCACCUUGCGGGCACAGCCUCCCUCUGGACAGCUUCCUGCAGCCCUCACAGCCCGCGGCCAAGACCUGUGAGUCCCUGAAGCAUCCCCUCCCGGCUGAGCGCCUCUGCCUCCUGAACCGCCACCUGGCCCUGCACCUUCGGAGCCCCUACUGCAGUCCCCGGGCCUCCGCCACAGCCCCCAGUGGUCCCCAGCCCCAGGGCCUGAAGGCUGGGGAGACCGAGGCCUGGGAGGAGCCAGCGGGCCUGCUGGGCCUGCCGGGCACCCUGGCAGGCGUGCGGGAUUCGCAGCUGGAAGGGGCGCUGCACCUGCUCCUGGCCCAGCAGCUGCGGGCACGGGGGCGGAUGCGUGGGCCCAGGAUGAGGGGCCAGCCAGCGCCGGGGGAGCCGCCACCCUCUCCGCCUGCCAGCUUCAACUCCGAGGGACCCGAGGGCGAGGCGGCCGGGACAGCAUUGCCCAGAGGGCGGCACCCACAGCCCACAGCCCCGGGCAGCCCCAGCGGGAAGGAGGCCACAGCCACACAAGACGGUGCCCCAGACAAGCCCCUGGACCUCUCAGAGCGGGGCCGGGGCCGGGACAGCACCCCCAAGCCUGCCAGCCUGUUGGGGUCCCUCAGCCCCCCGAUUGCCCACACUCCCAGCCCCAAGCCGCCCCAGGGAGCAGAGGCACCUGGUCAGCCUGGAGCCCAAGGACUCAGCAAUGGCACCAAGGGGGCCAGAGAGCCGGAGUCGGAAGGGCCUCCAACCCCGGCGGAUCCCCCACGUUGUCUCCCAGGGCCCCACCCCAGCCUGCCCUCUCCCAGUGGCACAGAUGAGGACAGAGGGCGCCCCAAACCGCCCCCCCGCUCGCAGAGGCCAGAGGGAGAUGGCUGUCCAGAGCUCAAAGCCGACGUGCAGCAGCUGGAGUCGGAUGAGCUGGACGCGUCGGACGCCUCCGACAGUGAGGUGGGCCUGGACUUGGAGGCGGGGGCCACGCGGAGCGCCCCGGGGGAGGGGCCCAGCUGCUUCUGCGCCAAGGAGCGUGGCCGGGGCCUGCAGCAGAAGAGGAAGAGGGCCUCGGACCCGGACCCGUGGAGCAAAGCCUCCAAGAAGCCGUCCUGAGGAAGGAGUCCGGGGAGCCAGCCCCUCAGCCAGCAGCUGGGAAGAGACCCGGGGCACCACAGCCCUCCCCAAAGUGUCCCUACCUGACCGCCCGCAGCCAAGACAGCCCACACCACCAGCCCAGCAGAGCAGAGAGGACUGGGCCCCAGCCCACAUCCAGAGACUGGGAAGCCAAGACGGCUGGCCUUUGGACCCCCUCUAUCUGAGACAUGUGCCCGCAACCCCCUUCCCAAUAUCUGUCCCCUUGGGGGAAGCAGGAGCCAGAGAGGCCCAGAUGGCUCGGCCUCCAGCCCAGCCCCACCCCCACCCCUGCUGGGCACAGGCAGCCCUUCCUGGGCAGCAGCCCCUCCUCUGACCUACCCAGAUUCCACAGCACCCCUGAGCCUGGGGCUGAGCGCCUAGCUGCCCAAUCCUCAAGGGGUGGAGCUCAGAGCGGCGGUCUGGGGCGCCCCCUUGUGGAGUCCCACAAACAGGUGCUGGGCGGUGAGGGUGCAGGAAGCCCAACAGGCGGCAGUGCAGCACCCUGGCAGAGAGGGGUCCCAGGGCACCGAGACCUGAAGUCUGAAGAAGGAUGGCGUGUGCAGCUGGCAAGGUCGGGGGUCAGCUGAGCAUGCACCUGCCAGGGCAGGUGACUCAUGAGGCUCUUGAGUGCGUCCAGGGAUGGGGGGCGGGGGUCACUGCCUUUCUGAAGGGCAGGAUCCAAACCAGCCCCACUCACAGAGCACUGCAGGGACCAGGGUACCCUCUGGGGAGGACUGCAGGAACAGAACAGCCCCCUCCUCACCGACACCUCUGAGUCCUGGCUCCACGCCCACGCUGACCUGUCGGCCACCUGCACGGCCACAGGGCAGCUCAGCCAGGCUUCCACUCUCAGCACUGGGAAAUAUUCUGCCAUUGUCACUGUAGGAGGGGGUCUCAGAGCGCCUCCAUGGAGGGGGGAGUCGCUUAAAUAGGUUCCUGGGUCCAACCCCAGACUCACUGAACCAGGAACCGCAGGCGCCUGGGAAUCUGAGUUUUAAGAAGCUCCCCAGGCAGUGCCCCUGCACGUGAGGUUUGAGAACUGGCCCUUCCAAGGCCAAGGCAGGACACAGGUCAAUGCCUAGGCUGGGUGAAGCCUGGGGCAAACUGGGGGCACCGGCCUGAGUAAUGGGGGCACGGCUGCCACCUUGCUCACUGUGGCCUGUCUGCCUGUCUGAGAGGCCAGAAGGACUAAAUUCCCAAGAGAGACAUCCAGGCGCCCUGCCCCUGUGAGCACAGGCGCAUGUAUACGCCGUGUCCCACUGUUAAGAGCUGUGAAAGGCUGCUUUGAUUUCUCUGCAAUAAAACAAAACCUGUGUGCUCCAUUCACAUCCGACUAGUAGACCAGGUUUGGCCCGUGGGCACCCAUCUCCAGGAGCCUGGGGAGAGAGAGGGCACCAGAACCUGGACGAUCCGGUUCCUCCCCCACCCCCGUCCCUGCAGCACCCCCAACACAGUGCAGCUGGCAGGGGACAGAUCCUGAGCAGACGGCAUGGUUUUGGAGCUGAGGGGCAGUAACACGGUCCAUGUCCCCUAUGUUUUCCUCAUUUGGUAUCAAGUUAACUAAGAGCUACCAGUGGGUCAGCCCCCACCUGCCAGGUGCUCCUGCUAGUAAGAGCUGGCCAGCAGAGCCAGGCCCUGGGGCCCUAAUGGAUGUUGAUUCCAGCCUCCUCCUGCAAACAGGAGCUCCACCCCCACUCCCAGCACCUGCUCAGAAGAGAGAAGUGUUGAGUGCUGCCUGCAGUUCCAUGCAGGAGCAUCCACGGAGAGGCUGGGCAAACCCCACCAAGUACCCCAUCUCCAGGCGCCCCUGUCAACCCCCACAGCAUCCUGCAGUCGGAAUCACUGUGCCUACCUGAAGGAAAAGUAAGCCCACAGGCAGAAAGGUGGACAGAGCAAGCCAGUGACACAGAGGUGGCUGCGGGACCCUGCUUCCCUCCCCCCACCCCCCAAGACACAAGGGAGUUCCUGGAGGUUCCAGAAGGCAACACCUGAAGCAGGAAGCCACAGGCUCUGAAGUCAGGGGUCCUGGGUACAGAGGAGGAAACAGGCCGGCCCUCCUCCCCACACUCAAGGUCGCCUAGAUGCCGAGGGAGGUGCAGGAUUCUGCCUGGGGCUGAAGGCCCCGCCCUGGCCCCGCCCGCCUGCCACCCAGGCAGGUGCCUUCUCCCCUCAGACCCGCGGUCUCGUCUUCCGUCAAUGAGGGGGGCCCGGUGGUACCGCGGGCCAUUCCUGGGGCUCCUCGAGGGGCGACCUAGACCCCAGACGGCGGGUGGCACAGCUCCAGCCCCUGCAACCCAGCCUCCGCCCCCGCAAAGAUACACCCGGAGAGGGAAAGUCCGUUGGAGCCUAAAGACGAGGCUCGAGGGAGGCCGCUAACGUCACAACCCGGCAAGGGGAACCGGGCACUGCCACCCCGAAGCCGUGGCUGCCGAGGCGGGGAGGCGAACGUGCCGCCUCGCCGCUGCGAGGCUCCGAGCCAGACCUCGCGGGACCGGUCGGCGGGCAGACGUUCCGCUCCCGGCUCCCAGGAGCUUCA